Messenger RNA from Triticum aestivum (bread wheat), 4047 nucleotides. RefSeq names its product disease resistance protein RPM1. The transcript is spliced from 6 exons. NCBI's taxonomy places the organism in Eukaryota, Viridiplantae, Streptophyta, Magnoliopsida, Poales, Poaceae. Gene Ontology annotation, biological process: defense response to other organism. The coding region runs from base 775 to 3528 and encodes 917 amino acids. The record is from RefSeq and is a predicted model, not a curated record. Gene Ontology annotation, molecular function: ADP binding.
UGGGAAAUAAUUGAGCUUCAAUCGCAAGCACAAUAAUAAUAGCAUUGACUUGACUUGCAGGCUCUUUGGCUGGUUCUUGAUGGCUUCAACAAGAAGACUAGCAUUCCCCACUCAGUCAUGACAGCUUUUUGAGGAUUUCAGAUUCUGAAGUGCACAAGAAGGUCGCUGCAGGUCCAUACCUGGCCGGAUCUACAUCGAUUUUAAGCCAGGUGGGUGGUUGUUCUCUGGUUUUGGCGGAUACCACAAGUUGAAGAUCAAAUCCAGCUGUUUGUCAUCAACAGCAGGCUAGCACACUCAGUCAUACCCAUAACCCAUGAGUUCAUGAAAGUUUAGGAUCUCCACGAGUACGUUUCAAUGACAACAAGACCAGCCAAGCCAUAAGGCUCAGAAUUUCAAGACUCCAUGAGACUGUUGUGAUGGUGUCAGCUUCAGGAACGCACAAGGAGGUCACCAAGAUCGAUCAGAUGCCGGCUUCUUGAUUUGUGACGACAGGUGUAUCCCCUCCUUGAAAGUUUGUCACCACCUGUAUUGAUUAGGUGAAAUUUUAUUGAAGAUGAAGCUAUUUCGACAUCCUCAUGCUCCCAAAGUGACUCCUGGGCAUAAGCAAUUCCAGCAGCUUUAGCAAACUGGCAAUUAGAUAAUUGAUGUUCCUCAGAUUCAAGUGCAUUCUGAUCACACAUGACACAGCCAUAAGUGGCCAUUCUAAUGAUACUGAGGAAAAUAUACAACUAGGCCACCACCCAACAGACAGAUAUUAGUAAUUCUUAGAAAAUAAUGGCGGAGAUUGUGAUUCUUCUAGCCAUUAAAAAGAUCGGAAAUGCCUUGGCAAAUGGAGCGGCAGACCAGGUGAGCAUGCAGUUUGCGAAGUAUGGGAAGCAAAAAGUAGAUCUACAGGGCAGCAUGGGUCGUGUUGCAAGGGAGCUUCGCGUCAUACAUGAUGUUGUUUGUCAAAUGGACAUUCGAAACAGCAACAAUCAAGUAUAUGAGGGCUGGUUGGAGGAAGUACGGAAGGUAGCACAUGUGAUGGAAGACAUAGUGGAUGAGUACUUGUAUCUAAUUGAUCAGGAACAUGAUAUAGGGUAUUGCUUUUACCUGAAGCAAGGGUUCAGAAAACCAGGAUCUCUGCUUUAUUUGAACCAGAUAGCUUUCAAGGCGAAGGAAAUAGAGAAAGACCUUGCACACCUGUCAGAGAUAAAAAAUCGUUGGGUCCCCAUGAUACAGAACGGGGAUACUAGCAGCUCGAAUUACAUUGUCAAGAGGUCCCAAGAUCUAGCAAACAUUUCACGUUCCCUUGAUGAAGAAGAUUUAGUGGGGGUGGAUAAAAACAGAGAGAUACUUGAGCAGUGGUUGGCAGGUGCUGAUUUGGAGUGCUCCGUGAUCGCACUGCUUGGAAUGGGAGGACUUGGUAAAACAACUUUAGCUGCAAAUGUCUAUAGGAAGGAGAGAGAGCAAUUCCAGUGCCACGCGUGGGUCUCCAUUUCUCAAACUUAUUCUAGAGAAGAUGUCCUGAGGAAUACAUUCAAGGAACUUUUCAAAGAUAACGUCAGUGUUCUGUCUAAUACCGCGGCGAUGGACAUCACAUGCCUUGAAGAGACACUAAAAAGAUUUCUGGAGCAACAUAAGUAUUUGAUCAUACUGGAUGAUGUUUGGACUCCACAAGCAUUUGAUGACUUGUCUAGAGUGCUUAUUCAUAAUGACAAGGGCAGCAGAUUGAUAAUUACAACAAGGGAAGGUGAUGUUGCUGCACUUGCCUCUCCAGGACAUAUCUUAAAGCUAGAAGCUUUACCAGAAGACAAGGCAUGUGAUCUCUUUCAUAAGAAAGCCUUUCCAACAGAUAAAAAUCAUGAAUGUCCUGCGGAGUUGAAGUCUUUGUCCCACGAAAUAGUUAGCAAGUGCAAAGGCUUGCCUCUCAUUAUUGUGUCAAUUGGUAACCUCUUGCGUGUGCGUGAGAAAACUGUGGAAGAAUGGAGAAGAAUAAAUUACCAACUGAGUUGGGAGCUAAUUAAUAACUUGAGGCUUGAUCACAUAAGGAAUGUUUUGCAUCUGAGCUUCAUCUACCUUCCAGCACACUUGAAAAGUUGUUUCCUAUAUUGCAGUUUAUUUCCAGAAGACUAUCUUUUCAAAAGGAAACAACUUGUACGGUUAUGGAUAGCAGAGGGAUUCAUUGAGGAGAGGGGUGAAAGCACAUUAGAAGAAGUGGCAGAAGGCUAUCUGAAGGAGUUAAUUGAUAGAAACAUGCUACAACUUGUUAAAAGGAACUCAUUUGGUAGGACCAAGGAAUUGAGAAUGCAUGAUAUCUUACGAGAAUUGGCCGUUGAUUUGUGUCAAAAGGAUUGUUUUGGUGUUACAUAUGAGGAUAAAUGUGUGGGUUCUCUUGAGAUGGAUGGGCGUCGAUUGGUAAUGCAUAAGCUAAAGAAGGAUAUUCAGCACUCGUUUUCUGGUAUACACCAACUUCGAACCGUCAUUGUAGUGGAUGAUAACAUGCCAUCAUUCACUCUACUACCUCUGUUAUGUAAGAAGUCAAGAUAUAUGACAGUGCUAGAAUUAAGUGGCUUACCCAUUGAGAAGAUUCCAGAUGCUAUUGGAGAUCUUUUUAGUCUCCGCCAUUUAGGUUUGCGUAAUUCAAAAGUGAAGAUGCUCCCGAGGUCUAUUGAAAAGCUUUCAAAUUUGUUGACACUGGACCUUUAUAGAUCAGAUAUACGUUAUUUGCCUAGUGGGGUUGUCAAACCGAAGAAGCUUAGGCACUUAUUUGCUGAGAAAAUGAAUUAUCUAGAUUGGAGGGAUAUUCAUUCUCACAGUGGUAUGACUAUCCCCAUUGGUCUUGGGAAUCUAACAAACCUGCAAACCCUACGAACAUUGGAAGUGCAGGGCGAGUCAGUUAGACAUUUGGGGGAGCUGAGGCAACUGAGAAGCUUGAGGUUAUCAAAUGUAAAGGGAAUCUACUGUGGACGCAUCCGUGAGUCUCUAGUUCAGAUGCAGUAUUUGUCCAAGCUAUCUGUGAAUGCAAGUGAUGAGAACGAGGUUCUCUUGUUGAACGUCCUCCCGCCAAAUCUGCAAACCCUAUCGUUGAGAGGACGAUUAGAGCAAGGGUCGUUGGAUGAGUCUCCUCUCUUCCAAUCUGAUGGAGGACAAAACUUGUGUGCAUUGGCUCUGUCUUGGUCACAACUGAGAAAAGACCCACUGCCAUCGCUUUCUUUGUUGUCGAACUUGACACUUCUACACUUCACCAGAGCGUACAACGGAGAGCAGCUGACAUUUCUCACGGGGUGGUUUCCCAAGCUAAAGAUUCUCUUUCUAAGAGACCUGCCUAAUCUGAACCAGCUAGAGAUACAGCAAGGUGCCAUGGCGGGCCUGGAAAGAUUAUCCCUAGUCAACCUCAACAGCAUGACGGAGGUCCCACCUGGCAUUGAGUUCCUCGUGUCCCUUCAGUAUCUGGUCUUCCACGAAAUCACCGGUGACUUCUUGACGUUGCUGCGCGAAUGCUCCGCGAUUCGAGGGAAGCUGUGGCAUCACACUCUCCGGCUUUGACCUGCCGCACUGGUCGGGAAAUGUGUACAUGCGUCACCCGCCUGAAGGAAGAUGCUUUAUAAUUUGGGCCGCAUGCUGAUAAGGCGUCAAUGAAUCUCAAGAUGAGUAUAUCCAGUGUCUCUGUACAUUCAUGUUACACCUGAUGUGCACACCGUCUGGGUUUCCUCUGCCUUUUCAAGACGUACUACUGAUACAACUGCCUGAUGGGCACACUGUUUUGCUACUACUGUGCCUGUGUUUACUACUGUUCGUGAUUGCUUGCGAGGUGUGAUAAUAUCGAUUUGGGCUGUGCCUUGGCUUUUAAGUAACACGACACUUGCUGUAAGACCGCGAGUGAGUUGUGUUUUCAUAUUCGAACUAAUUUUUGCAGUACAUGAUUCUUUUUCAUACUUCCAUUUGAUAAGAUAUCGCCUAUUAAUUCCAGCCGUAUCUGUAAAAUAAUACAAUUUGGUUGUAGACAGAAGGCUCAAGGAGAGCCCGGCACAAUUUGUUUAGUGAUUCAUAACGCUGAGACAUUCA